Molecule: messenger RNA, 1884 nt
Organism: Lodderomyces margitis
Lineage: Eukaryota; Fungi; Ascomycota; Pichiomycetes; Serinales; Debaryomycetaceae
Product: AIM9
Exons: 1
Coding region: 1-1884 (627 amino acids)
Cellular component (GO): mitochondrion
Source: RefSeq, a predicted model, not a curated record
AUGUUAUCUAGAAUUGCAAGAAAUAGUUUGAGAGGAGUGCCCAUUUCCAGAAAUUCUGCAGGCAUUGCAAGAAUUACCGCAGUAUCGAGAAAAUACGCUAGUACUACUUCCAAUGACAAUGGAGCCACCGAAGUAUUCACAAAGUUGUCUGACUCAAAAGAUCCUAAAAGGACGCCCUUUUUUCAGUAUAGUUGGGGUUCAUGGUUGAAGAAUGACAAGUUAAUGAAAUUGCAACGUGAGACAGUAUUUUCAAUUGAAGGGUUGACGUCGUUUCUCAAUGAUUUAAAUAAAGUCAGAGUGGGUUCUAAGGAACUAACUGCACCAAAGGAGAACAAAGGAGCAUUUUUGUUGCAAAAUAACUUGACAGAUGAGCUAAUUGGUUCUAAAUCUGAUAAACUUGUUGUCAAUUCCAUUGCUUCCAUUCAUGAAGGAAAACACCAUAGAAUAUACAAGGUAACGUUAUCAACCGGUAAAGAAUUGGUAUUGAGAAUCCCUUACAAGAUAGAUUCAAAGGCAGCAAUCGCUUCCAGAAUCAAGAGUGAAGUGGCCACUUUAGACUUUUUAAAUUUGAAGUUGAAUUUAAGCGUCCCCAAAGUUAUCUCGUAUGGAGUGGAUACUGAGAAUGAGGUGGGCUCUCCAUUCAUUUUACAAGAAUUCAUUGAAGGUGAUUUGUUGAUGAAAAAGUGGCAUCCGUUAGACCCUGAUUCUAAGGAGACUGAUGAGAAAUUGAAACAAGUAAUUGAACCAAUUGCUAAGUUUCAAGACGAUAUUCUCAACAUCAAAUUCAAUAAAUUUGGUUCGUUGUACUUUUACAAUGAUGUUGCACCUACAUUACAAGCUGAAGAACCAUACAACGGCGAGGAGGACGAAAAGUUGUUAAUGAGAUGGAGAAUUGGUCCAAGUGUUGAGAGGCAAUUUUCCAAGGGUAAAAACAAGUUGUCGCAAAAGACAAUCGAUCAAUAUAAUGGACCCUGGGAUGCUUCCAAUCUGUUACAGGUGAUGGAAUCAGUUGCUGAUAUUGAGUUGGAAAACGCCAAGAACAAACUUGCAAUUGUCGAUGCCGAUGCUGGUGACGUAUCAGACAAACAGCUUUUGAAGGAUCAAAUAAAGACUUUUGAACAUUUGAAAACAAUAACUCCAAAGUUAUUGAACCCUCACUCAAAAUCUAUAAAAAAUGUUGAACAGUUAUUCGAACCAAAAUUGUUUGUCCCUGACUUGGACCCACUAAAUGUGAUUGAAUCUAAAAAGGGCAAUUACUUUAUCGAUUUCGAGAGUUCCACAAUCAAGCCAUUCAUCUUGACAAGUUAUCCAAACUUUGUCUCCUAUCAUGGAGCUAAAGUGUACAACUUAGAGGAAGAUAUUCCAGGAUUUGCCGAGAUGGAGCCAGCAGAAAAGCAGCAAUAUGAGUUUAUGUACUACAAAACAAGAAAUGAAAGACUUUGGGAAGUUGAGUUGAACAAAAACAGGCAUGAUUUGAUUGCCGUUGCAUCUCCACACUUGAAAGUCUUGAAAUCGCCAUACCUACAAGCCCUUGACUUGAAAACGCCAAAGGAUUACCUCUAUGUUGAAGGUUCUAUUAUCCAAUUGCAAGCCAUGUGGGAUGCCUAUGUUGCAAACGAAAUUGUCAACCAGGACCAAAAAGACCCAGAAUUUCCAAUCAAGUAUGAUGAGGAAUUUUUGGAUAAACAUCAACUGGAUUUGAGUGAUUAUCAGAUGGAGACAGUCUCUAGUCCAUUCAGUGCUACUGGUGGCUGGAUCCCUCAAGAUAUGUUUGAAACUUUGAAAAAACAGGGCAUCAUUGUUGAAACCAGUAAUGGCGAUUACAAAAUCGAAACUGAGAAGGUAUUGCAAAAUCCUCCAGAAGGUGCAGAAAAGGCAGAAUAG